This is a messenger RNA of Trichoplusia ni (cabbage looper), 2872 nucleotides long. RefSeq names its product ADP-ribosylation factor-like protein 16. Gene Ontology annotation, molecular function: GTPase activity; GTP binding. Bases 1818 to 2366 code for a protein of 182 amino acids. The record is from RefSeq and is a predicted model, not a curated record. NCBI's taxonomy places the organism in Eukaryota, Metazoa, Arthropoda, Insecta, Lepidoptera, Noctuidae. The transcript is spliced from 4 exons.
UGUACUACAUGUGUACGCCAGUGUAUGACUGUUUUUAAUAAAUAUAGUUCUUCACUAUUUUAAGCAAUUAAGUUUAUUCAAUGAACGACUAAUUUGCUAAGGUCGUUUGCAGAUAAAUAUAAUACUAAUUAAUAAGUAAUAUAAUAUAGCACGUAACCAUGAUCCUCGUCGUAAUUGUUAACGUUAAACCACCUAAUUACAGAGGUAGGUACCUACAAUAAGAAGGUCACGAUUUGUUUCAUUGUUUUAUACAACCUAUACAUAGAUAAAUAACAAAUAGAUAACGGAUAGCAUUGGUUUGUUCUGUGUGAAAAAGAGCCUCCACGGGUUACAAGGCCACGCAGUCGGAUGCACUGCGAUACCACUGUAGAUGAUGACCCCUGAUUCCUUUUGUAUUCUUAUUUAAAUAAUUAAUGUGAGUACCAGCAACAUAUAAGCACUUUUUUCUCAAACAUGGUUAAGACAAUUGACAGUUGAAGGUUACGUCCACAUUCGAUUAUACUUUAAAGUGCACAUAAAACUAUUUGGUAGAUAAUAAUAAGCACGUCUCGACGUACACAUUACCCUCGAUUGCACAAACUCAAAGUAUAAUUACUUAAUAACAAUUUUGCCGCUCAAUGUAGGUAUGUUAUUAGAGUUGCAAAUGAUAAAAGAAAACUUAAACUUAUUCGGUAUUAAGAAACGAAGGUCGACACACAUCAAUAUUUAUUCAUUAGGUAACGAGGUACGUGGGCCGCACGUAACGAGCCUAGCGCGCGAUUUUCGCGACCUAAAAAAAGUUGCAGACGUCAAAGUUGAAAGCGCGCGAAAAUGCAAACUAAUGCAGAAGAUGGCCGCGAUGAGCCGAGCAGGCACUGUUGCGCAAAUGUGCGAGUGUAAAGAGUUUUGCUCGGUGUAUUAUUUAUUGAUUGUUGAAAAACAAUGGCGGGCGCUUGCUGGCAGUGAGUCAGUGGGUCAAGGGUGCGCUGGCCUAGUUACGCAGUGCCGCGCGCCGAAAUUCGCGGGCUUACCAGUUGCUAACCUCACUCGCUAGGGAGGGGCUAGAUACCUAACGCUCGCACUAUUCGCUAUUUUUUAUUUCAUAAUAAUCGACUGAUUCUAUAUUGAGCUUUAUCUGCCCCAGAAUAAAGUAUUUUUUAUGGCAGCUAUAUUAUAGCGGGUAUCAAAAAUCUAAUAAUAAGUAUAACUUAAGUACUGUUGUUUAAAGUGUAAAUUUCAUUAGAAAGCUUAUUUUGUAAUCGCCAAUUUCUCAUUACAACAAAUCAAAGAAUUGGUUACAACACAAUCUUUAUAAACAGUCAAAUCCACCUGCUAUCUAGACCUUAAUGACUGUCAUCAUCACUGUGGGUCAUUUCGACCUUCACUUAAUUUGAAUGUAAAUACGUAGAGUACACAGUACACAUUUUGCGUGUUUCGGAGUGGGUCACAACACUAGCUGCAGUGCGGGCCGCGUCUCCUUACGUGAACCAAGUUUAAGGUCGCCUAGAUGUGGCCCGCGCGGACCAGUCAAGUGAUCUGAAUGCCAGUCACCCACAUCACUAGUUAUGACAACACAUCACCUGCGGCUAUGCCACUGGAUUCGAUAUUCCUAUUUGGAAUGCGAUCAGAACCUACUGAUACUUACUAUAACUAAAAGGAAAACCGUUUUUGGAGCUGUUGUGAAUCAAAAUAUUUGCGCCAUCUAGCGGCGAGUAGAUGAACAAAUAAUCUUGCCUCUUUGAGGCAUAGCUACGGUUUUAUUGACAAAACAACCCUUUGCUUGGUAAAAACGAAAGUAGUGUAUAGAGAACAAUAACUAAGUUAAUAUAAGGUUAGAAAUGGAUGAACUGGAGAAAAAAAUACCUGUGCUGUGUUUAGGACCGAAAGGCUCAGGAAAAACAACAUUGUUGAAGAAGUUGCAAAAGGCCGAAGGUAUUGACAAUACUUACAGUCCAGUGCCUACAAUAGGCACGAAUAUUUAUGAUGUUUAUUAUACAAACAAAAACGGCAAAAAACAAAUGCUUUCAAUUAGAGAAGUUGGUGGUGAGAUGGCGCCACUGUGGCAUAACUAUUUGGAUGGCGUCGAAAAGGUGAUUUAUGUUAUAGACACGUCGAAUUUAUGUCAGAUAUCGGCCGCAGCUGUUCUGCUCUACACCUUACUGGCUGAACCAAAACUGAAAAACGCAAAGUUCAUUUUGGUCCUGAGCAAGAUGGAUGCUUCCUACAGACAGAUGCGCAACGAAGCUCUGCUGAUGCUGCAGCACGCACGACUAAGCGUGGAGCUGUCCAACGCUCCAACACUCCUGGAAGCUUCACCUCUCACUGGCGAGGGCAUCCAGCAGUUGAAGGCCUCCAUUUGCGAUAUCAAGAUAGUCAAUACUUUUUAAUUCCAACUUGAAGUCGUAUAGACGUGUAGAUAAGAUUAAAACUUGUUAGUACGUAAUGAAGGGUCAAUUCACACCGAGAGACCUGCGGCUGACACCGUCCUUUUAUAACAAAAAAAUGUAAUGUCAUCAUAAAAACUAAACUACACAUUCAUUUUAAGGGCAGCGAAGUACCAUGCAUCACCGUGAAAAUUUACAAGCCUUCUAGCUGCUUGCAGCGCCAUGUACGGUCACUGUAUCUAAUGUAGGUAGACGCAUACAGCCGUUGAGCUGCGUGCCGCUACUCUUCCUGUGGGAAUUGAUCAGAUUUAUGUAAAUUUAUUUGAAUAAAACCUGUUAAAAAUACUGUCUAAACGAUUAUUGAAGUAUGUGCCCUCAUAGGUAAGGUGUAUUCAAGUAUACAGGUGUACAUAAUUUGAAUAUAAUAGCACUUAGAGUUAGAUUAUUAUGGAGCACGACAAAAAGCAAAUACUAGAGAAGGGAGUUGUAGUAAAAACGGUUUCUGCAUU